AUGGAGGAGGUGUUGCAGAAUGUAUUUAAGGAGGAUCCGGAGGACCCAGUUUCUACUGAAGACUCAUCAGACGACAACCGGUUGCAUUGUUUCAGCAGCGACAGCGAUUACGUGCCUUCAUCAGAAAGGUUUGACAGUGACAGCGAUUAUCAGCCCCAGCAACCAUCAACGUCCCAGACGGGCCCAUUGCCAUCUUCCACCACUCGGAUGCAGGGAGGAUUCCCUCCUCAUCCAGAUUUUGCUCCCCUCUCAUACUCUUCUGAUUCGGACUCACCUGAAGAGAGGCAGCCGAAGCGCAAAGCGAAAGCCAAACAGACGGCAAGCAAGCGUGGUCGAAGUGGGUCUGCAACACUAGUAGUGAAAAAGGAAGAGGAGGAAGAGGAAGAAGAAGAGGAGAGGUGGCAUGACAGACAAGAGAAGGACAAAAAACCUGAACCUCUGCGAUUCAGACCGGCUAGGAUCCCUGGCCCUACAUGUGACACAACAAAGUCAUGGUCUCCCCUUGCCCUCUUCCAGCUGUUUUUUUCCACCUCUGUUGUCCGUACCAUAAUCAGCAACACAAAUGCCUACGCUGCUAAGAGACAACAAGCCGGAAAGAAGUUCAAGUGGGAAGCGCUUACAGUGCAGGGUUUCUACACAUUUUUGGCUGUGACUAUUUUCAAUGGCCUUGUGACGGUCCACAAUAAAGCUGACUGUUGGAAGAAGACAUCCCCGUAUAACUUCUCCUUCCCACCUAACAAAAUCACACGUAGGCGUUUUGAGGACAUCCUGUGGUCACUUCAUCUCAGCAACCCUGCUGAAGAUGAAGAAAAUGAUAAAAAGAAGAACACUGGGGAAUAUGACUGUCUCUUCAAAAUAAAGCCUCUCUACAGUGAGCUGGCGGAGGCCUGCAAAACCCACUUCCAUCCACAUAAAAACCUCUCAAUCGACGAGCGUAUGGUUGCUUCCAAAGCCAGAAUAAGCAUUAGGCAAUACAUGAAGGACAAGCCCACAAACUGGGGGUAUAAGCUUUUUUUUCUGGCAGAUUCUUCCACAGCCUACACAUGGAACCUUUUUGUUGACACAGGCAAGAGUGUGUCCACCACAGGUCAGCGUCUGAGUUACACAGCAGUCAUGGACCUAUUGCCUUUUUCUGUGCUCGGUAGCGGCUACACUGUGUAUACCGACAACUUUUACACAAGCCCUGCCCUGGUCCGGGAUUUGGCAAAGAAGUUCAUUGGCUGUUGUGGAACCAUCAGGAGAAAUAAUGUUGAUUAUCCUCAGACCCAGACAAAUGACCUGCCUAAGAAAGCUGAGAGGGGAGAUCUGCGUUGGAUACGGCGCAGCAACCUCCUCUUUGUGAAAUGGAUGGAUUCACGGGAAGUGACCAUGUGCUCGUCGGUGCAUGAGGCCUUCACUGGACAGACGGUCAGGAGGAGGGUGAAGGAGGCUGGUGUGUGGCAGGUGAAGUCUGUACCUGUCCCCGACGCUGUACUGGACUACAACCACAACAUGGGAGGUGUGGAACUAUCGGAUGCACUGAUGGGCUACAACAGCGUCAGCCACAAGACCAUGAAAUGGUACAAAACUUUUUUUUAUCAUUUCUUGGACAUCGCAGUGGUGAACAGCUUCCUGCUACACAAGGAGCUGCUGAAGUUGCGGAACCCUGCACAGACAAAGCUGCACACCCAAAAGACCUUCAGAGAGCAGCUGCUGAAAGAGAUGUUGAAGUUUGCUGAAGGCUCAGCAGCUACUCCACCGCCUGCAGCUAAUCCACCGCCUGCCACCACAUGCAUGCCCGUCUACUAUACAAGUGAUGACUCUGACAGAAUUCGAAAACAUUGCAAGAGGUGCCUCAAGGCUGGGAUCCGGAGGGUGAAGACGUCCUUGUAUUGUAGAAAAUGUCUGGUCCCACUGUGUCUCAAUGCAAAAAAGAACUGUUUCCAGCUCUGGCACGACAAGCAGUAG
This is a messenger RNA of Scomber scombrus (Atlantic mackerel), 1947 nucleotides long. RefSeq names its product piggyBac transposable element-derived protein 4-like. The transcript is spliced from 2 exons. NCBI's taxonomy places the organism in Eukaryota, Metazoa, Chordata, Actinopteri, Scombriformes, Scombridae. The coding region runs from base 1 to 1947 and encodes 648 amino acids. The record is from RefSeq and is a predicted model, not a curated record.